AUGCAAAAUUUUGGAUCUAAUGUAUUACUUAUCUUAACUAGAAUGAAUUGGAUGAGAAAGGACAUGUCUUGAAUGAGUAACCUAAAAUCAAGGUAAAAUUUGAACCCAAACCUAAACCUUCUAAAUGUCCCAUUUGCACAAUUGAAUAUUAUUAGCAGUUCUUCAAUAUUGAAUAAAGAGAUGUAUACAUGAGAAUACGUUGUUCAAUUUUAUCUUGGAAACCUGAAUUUCAUUAAUGUGUUGGAAAAAAUCCUGAUUUAUGGGGACCUUUAUGGAUUUCAACCACAAUUAUCUUCAUCUUAUUUGCAGGAGGAAAUCUAUCUCGCUUUUUAUUGGAAGAAGAUAAAAAACAUUUUAAAUACGAAUAUAAUUAUAUGUAUGUAGCUGUAUUAAUAGUGUAUGCUAUGGCAUUUAUAAUACCUAUAAUAUUAGGAGUUAUUAUGAAAUAUAUUCUAAAAAGUGAAUUAGGAGUUUUUGAUAUAGUUUGUAUGUAUGGAUAUUCAUUGAGUGCUUAUAUAUUUGUGCUAAUUUUAUGCAUAAUCCCUUAUAAUGAAGCCUAAUGGUUCUUUUUAAUGUGUGGACUUGCAAACAGUACUAUAUUCUUGUUAGUUAAUUUAUGGGAGUAUUUUAAUAUAUUAUUAUUCAUAGUUUUAUGAAAAAAAAUAAAUAAACUGUAUUAAUAGCUAUUCCAAUUAUAUCAUUUAAUGUAGCUUUAAUUUUAUGUUUCAAAUUUUACUUUUUUAGACUAAUUUACGCAGUAGAUGAUUGA
Molecule: messenger RNA, 769 nt
Organism: Paramecium pentaurelia
Lineage: Eukaryota; Ciliophora; Oligohymenophorea; Peniculida; Parameciidae
Source: the annotation of a GenBank genome assembly